AUUUGGGGUUUUCUGGGGGUAGGGGGAGGAGCGGAGAGGACGCAUGAAUGUGACCGAAGCGGAGAUUGCAGUGCAGAUUGCUUAGCUGUCACUGUAAGCACUCUAACACGACCCAGCCAGGCAAACGUGCACGUUUAAUUCCUUACAAUAUUAUGGGAUCAACGAAGAAAUGUUUUCGCUGCCCGCGGUCGGCCUUUGGGCGGUUUGAUUUGGAUGAGAGCAAGAACUUGAGAAACAGAAGGAAAGAGUCAAAGAAAAAAAAAAAAAGACAGAGAGAGAAAUAAAUCAGUGCGUAAGCAAUGCUAUAAAAUGUAAAUAUAACUAAGCCUUGAGCGAUUUUUCUAGUUUGGUCUCCGUGCGAUGGAUUCAAACAAAAGGCCGUCUGGCCACAACUUUUUCAAGUAGGGGCGGUGGGCUUCGCUUGCCCCAAGUCUUGAUUUUUCACGGUGCGUUUUCGUUCUGACCCACGUUGGCAAAAAUCUGCUCGUUUUAAAACCUCUCUGUGCUUUCCGUGUUGUGUGCUUGUUUGCUGUCCUUCCCCUCAUUUUAUAACUCUGUUUGCCGAGAGCAUAAAACUUUUUUUUUUCUUUUUCUAUUUUUUUUUUUUUGAGAAGGCUGGCUUGCAGUAAAUACACGUUGCUCGAAUGACCUCCCAAAGCCUGUAGCUAGAGAGAUGUAAUUCUACCAGGUGUGUUUAUGGAUUAGCUGGGAUGAAGAGGUUAAGGAAGUUGAAAAAAAAAAUCGGAGGCAAUCAACAUCUGAAUGUGAAAGUCCAGCUGAGACUGCGAACAAUACAAACUAUUGUGGAGAGAUGUUUUAACUCACUACUGUUUUAUAGGUAUCGUAAUCCGCCCCCGGAAAUGAGAUAAAUAGUCCUCCAACAACAACAAAAUUCGCCUUUUAAAGCUACUUUAGGAAACGGGGCUCGCACGAAUGCCACUUUCUGCCAGAGCACGUUUAAAAUUAGGCUAUUCAAUCGGUUGUAAUGGGAAAGGAUUAUGAGUAAACACAGCUUGCAAUGAACAACCUCGUGCUAUCCCCAGGAACUGCAGGGUUACGGCUGAAUUAAAAGCAUCUCAGCGAAUUUCAUCAGCACUGUUACUGUCCCUGCCCUGGGCCAAGAAUUAUAUUUCCGCUAUGGGGUAACUGCCAUGUUGAAAAAUGAACGUGGAAAUGCUUGUUUCAUGUAUUUUUUCCCUCUUAAAGACACACAUCCGCGCUUGAUCCAAUUAUUUGGAGCAACAACGAAACCGAUUGGCUUCUGCUGACUCAUUAGCGGAGCUAUAUUAAUUAGGAAUAGUCCUACUGGCUCGUUUUUGAAUUUGAAUGUUUGAUUCACUCAGCUCCACUUUGGCGGGGGGGGCUCAGGGAAGGCAGACACGUGGAAGUUUAUUUGGGCUCCUUGCGGGGCUCCGAGGGCUCGCCCGGCCCUUCCCAGGGCCUUCCCGGGCACUUGGUGCAAACCAAAAAUCCCCUUCCCCAGAAGGCCGCCGCCUCCUGCCUCAGCCAGAACCUCGGCGUUAAUUACCGGAGCGUUCAUUAAGACACGAGACCUCACCCACGCAGGAGGUGCAGCCCCCGACACAAAAGCUGGCGCUGGGGCUGGAAGCCUCAGCCGAGGGGCGGCCGCGGAAAAUCGCCUCCAAGCCGGAGGGUCGCGGCCGUGGCAUGGCGGUGGGAUGAAGGGAGAAGCGGCGGCCACGGGGGCUCAAACACUGGCAAGACCCCCCCCCCCCAAAAAAAAAAAAAAAAAAGGAAAAAAACCACCAGCGCUGCACGGUGCUGCGCGGAGCCCAGAUCCCCCUUUUCACGUGCUCCAAACUUUCCCUCCGCAGCAUCCAUCACCUCCUCCCGAGGGCCAGGGGCCGGCUCUCCCACCCUGCGCUGCUCCCGGGGGGCGGGGGGGGGGGGGGUCGCCAACUUUUACCGGCCGCCCCCCUUCGCCCCCCACCCCCAAUUAAACCGCCGGGGGCAGGGGGGUCGCGUCCCCAUCCUCCGCUGUCACGGCGCGCUGCGGCUCGCUGUAUUAUUAUCAUCAGUUAUUAUUAUUAUUAUUAUUGCUGAUCUUAGGGCAUCUCCCCGGGAGAGGGGCGGCGCCGCCGGGGCCGGGGGCGCGGCCGGUCCCCGCGGGCCGGGGGCGGCGCGGCGGGGCCGGGGCUUGCCGGUAACUUCGCGGCGCGGUGGCGGCGGCCCCGGGGGAGCGGGCGCCGCUCGCUCUCCCAUUGGCCGCCCCGCCGUCAGCUGCUCCUAUUUUCUGCUGUCGCUUUUGGCGCUCGGCCAUCCAGAAACAAACCACUUCGAUGACUACUAAUAGUUAUAGCCAGAUGUACUAAUACACAACAAAUCACGGGCCGGGCGAGGGGAGAGCAAAUGAGUUCCUAUUUCGUGAAUCCCACUUUCCCUGGGAGCCUGCCCAGUGGCCAGGACUCUUUCCUCGGGCAGAUCCCCCUUUACCCGGCGGGCUAUGAUGCUCUCAGGCAUUUUCCGGCUUCGUACGGGGCAAGCAGCCUGCAGGACAAGACUUACACCUCACCUUGUUUCUACCAACAGUCCAACACCGUCCUUGCUUGCAAUCGGGCUUCCUAUGAGUACGGAGCCUCUUGUUUUUAUUCGGACAAGGAAAUUAGUAGCGCCUCUCCCUCCGGCAGUGGCAAGCAGAGGGGACACGGGGACUACCCGCACUUUUCUCCCGAGCAGCAGUACAAAUCGAGCGGCGUGCAAGCCAAAAUUGUAAAUGACGAAGGCACCGACCGGAAGUACACGAGCCCUGUUUACCCCUGGAUGCAGCGGAUGAACUCCUGUGCUGGUACAGUAUAUGGAACUCAUGGGAGACGAGGGAGGCAAACUUACACCAGAUACCAAACGCUAGAGUUAGAGAAGGAAUUUCAUUUUAACAGAUACUUAACCAGAAGACGACGCAUUGAGAUUGCAAACGCUCUCUGCCUUACUGAACGCCAGAUUAAAAUAUGGUUUCAAAACAGGCGGAUGAAAUGGAAAAAGGAAAACAAAUUCAUAAAUUCCACACAACCCAGCAGCGAAGAAACAGAGGAAAAGUCAGGGGAGUAGAACCAUGUUUAAUAAACGCUACCAGGCCUUUCCUUA
Molecule: messenger RNA, 3102 nt
Organism: Anas platyrhynchos (mallard)
Lineage: Eukaryota; Metazoa; Chordata; Aves; Anseriformes; Anatidae
Gene: HOXA6
Product: homeobox A6
Biological process (GO): anterior/posterior pattern specification; regulation of transcription by RNA polymerase II
Cellular component (GO): nucleus
Molecular function (GO): RNA polymerase II cis-regulatory region sequence-specific DNA binding; DNA-binding transcription factor activity, RNA polymerase II-specific
Source: RefSeq, a predicted model, not a curated record